UGCCUUACCUGCCUGUACUCCUGAAGGUGGGUUGACACCUGUACGGUCAGCACCUUGCGCAGUUUUGUUUCCAGGAACAGCCCCCAGCUGUGCGAGGUUUUAUGUCUGCUAUGGACUGAGAGUGGACAACCGCCUUGUGUGUGUUUGUGAGGACAAAGAGUACCGACGUUGCUGCGGAAUACAAAACUUUCUGUGCGCCCUCAGAUUCUCUCCCAGAGAGGCUUCAAGUGAGAUUUACACAAGCAAGACUGGAUAGUGACGCAUAGGUCCAGCACUAACGCACGUCUUCAUGCAAUGUCGAAGAGUGGCACAUGGCCAGGCAACGUUGCCAUGGAGUCAUUGAGUAACAUGGACAGUGCAGGGAGCUAUGACAGUGUAAUCAGCACAAACUCUGCCUGGGUGAGUGGCGUUAGCGAGGAUAGUAUGGAGUACCUAUCUGCUGAAGAGAAGGCAUGUCUGAUGUUUCUGGAGGAAACAAUCGAAGCACUGGAAGUGCAGGAAGACAGUGGCUUAUCAAAUGACGAGCCAGACAUGUGGUCAAAGACCGAACCACAAGAUCAGAUAAGAAGUAAUGAUGUUCCCACUGAAAUGCUCAAAUCAGGAAGUCUCAGGAUAUCCACCCUAAGUCCCCACACAACAGCAGUUUCUCCAUCUGCUGGAUUAACCACAGAGUAUGGAACUGAGCAUCACGCUGCAAAUCAAAACUCCAACCCACAAUCUGCUUCCACGUCUGCAGUCAGCAUGAAAGAUGUUAAAACAGAGGACCUGGGAGUUGAAACUGAUCCUUUGGUGUCUAACUCUGGCUACACAACCUCAUCAUCAGAUAAAACAGUUGACGUUUCAAAGUUGGAUGGAGAUCUUGUGCUUGAGAAUGUCACAAAUUCUGGAGAUGCCUCAGAGAAUGAUCUGGAUAUAAUCCCUCCACCAACAGACUUCAGAGAUGAACCAGAACCGGACUUGUUACCGGAAGCCAUGACGGUGGUCCCGCCACCAGCAGCCAUGACCGUGGAGGCCAUGACCAUGGUCCCACCACCGGAGACCAUGACCGUGGUCCCGCCACCGGAGACCAUGACCGUGGUCCCGCCACCGGAGACCAUGACCGUGGUCCCGCCACCGGAGGCCAUGACCGUGGUCCCGCCACCGGAGGCCAUAACCGUGGAGUCCAUGACCGUGGUCCCACCACCGGAGGCCAUGACCGUGGUCCUGCCACCAGAGACCAUAACUGUGGAGGCCAUGACCGUGGUCCCACCACCGGAGACCAUGACCGUGGUCCCGCCACCAGCAGCCAUGACCGUGGAGGCCACGUCCGUGGUCCUGCCACCGGAGGCCACAGCCUCACCCCCACCAUCAAAUGGCUUCACAAAGCAAAAACAAACUGUUGAUGUGGAGCAGAUGCGCAUGAGAGCCUCUGUGAAGAGAUCUGUUGUAGACUCUUCUGCUGCUGAGGAUUCUUCUAGCAAAGCCUCAGAAGUUGCUUCACUUUUACCUCAAAUGAAUCCCCCUACUGAGCCUUUAGAGCCCAGAAACCCACCUGCUGUGGCCCCAAAACCUAAGAAGCUACCUUCAAGCAUUAUUUUAAAGUCACCGAAGACACCAACACUUGUCUCUCAUGGAAACCCAGGGCAUUCGGUACCCUCCCACAGUGACCGGAUGUUGUUGGACCCUCAGAAGGUUCACAUGGAGGCCCUCAAAAAGCUUGGACUGCUUAAAGAGAACAAGGAGGAAGCAAGUCGUGCUGUAAGCCCUAAGAUUUCUCUGAAAUCUGCUUCAUACAAAUGGUCACCAGCGAGCCCCUCUCCUCCAGUCAGUCCUGCUGCUCUUCUCACACCCCCUGUAACACCAUCUCUUACCCCAGUCAUUAGUCCCCUACAAGCCAUUGUACCCCAACAGUCUGUGCAGGCUCCUAUUGUGCCACCAUCAGCUUCUUCAGCAUCUCCUCCCAUUGAGGAUGCUGAUAUCCUCCCAGCACCUGCAGCUUUCAGCGAUGGAUUUGGGCCUUCAGGUGAUGAACUUCCUGCUGUCACAGAGGCCCCUUUCAGUACCCUGCCUAACACAUCGCCACCGAAGGGGAUCAGUAUGAAAUCGGCAACCUUGGAGAGAUCUGGUUUGGGUCUGAGCAGCCAGAUGUUCAAUCGGAGCUUAUUGGAGAUAACCGAUGACGAGCAAGAUCCAAAGCACCUGCGCAACACUCGACCAAGACCUGCCUCUCUGGGGACUAGGAAAGACUUUUCUCACACUAAAGGUGAGGGUUUGGUGGCAAGCGGAACGUCAGAAUCCCAGAAGUCCCAACCUACACAGGCAUUCCACCGCAGAGAGUCUUCUAAGCUGCCUCGAUCUCAAGGCAUCAGCGUGAUGAUCUGCCCUCGCGCAGAGAAUGAAGAGGACCGGCGCCAGGCCUUGAAGAAGCUGGGACUGCUCAGAGACUAACUUCCAAAUGUACCUUUAUAUAUUGUAAAAGGACUGAUGCAGACUAUAUCUGGGUUUAAAAUGCUGAAGGAGUGCCUUAACCACAUUCUUAUGCGUCUGUUUUCCAGUGAAUACCAUGUGGUUGACGGUAUCCGUGUUUCCUUUGACCAUCGAAAUGUCAAAAUUAGUGUAUUUCACAAAACUGCAAUGAAAUUUUUUUUUGCAUCACACAAGUCAUGUGAUCAACAACUGAAUGUUACUACUUGUAGAAAAGAUUAAAA
This is a messenger RNA of Xiphophorus couchianus (Monterrey platyfish), 2687 nucleotides long. RefSeq names its product specifically androgen-regulated gene protein. Lineage: Eukaryota; Metazoa; Chordata; Actinopteri; Cyprinodontiformes; Poeciliidae. The record is from RefSeq and is a predicted model, not a curated record. The transcript has 4 exons. Bases 295 to 2427 code for a protein of 710 amino acids.